This is a messenger RNA of Pseudopodoces humilis (Tibetan ground-tit), 7286 nucleotides long. Lineage: Eukaryota; Metazoa; Chordata; Aves; Passeriformes; Paridae. The record is from RefSeq and is a predicted model, not a curated record.
AUGAACUUCUUUAGGCAAGUCAGACUUCUCCUCUGGAAGAAUUGGGUCCUUCGGAGAAGACAAAAGCUUCGUUUUCUGGUGGAGCUUGUAUGGCCUCUGUCAUUAUUUCUUGUGCUUGUCUGGCUGAGGAAAGCUAAUCCACUGUAUCGCCAACAUGAAUGUCACUUCCCAAACAAGGCAAUGCCAUCAGCAGGAACACUGCCAUGGUUACAUGGCAUCUUCUGUAACAUGAACAAUCCCUGUUUCCGCAGCCCAACCCAUGGAGAGGGUCCAGGUGUAGUGUCCAACUACAAAAAUUCCAUCCUUGCAAGGGUAUAUAAAGAUGCUCAGGAGCUUUUACUGGAAGCCCCUGAAAUCCAUGACCUUGGAAGAAUCUGGGAAGAACUGAUCAUUAUGACUCAGUUUAUGGAAACAAUGAGAACUAAUCCUGAAAGAAUUGCAGGAAGAGGAAUACGAAUUCUAGACAUUUUGAAAGAUGGGGAGACCCUCACUUCCUUCUUGCUAGAAAAUGUUGGCCUCACAGAUUUUGUUGUUUACCAACUUAUUAAUGCUCAAGUGCGCCCUGAACAGUUUGCCUAUGGUGUUCCUAGCUUGACUCUGAAGGACAUUGCUUGCAGUGAGAUGCUCCUGGACCGCUUUAUUAUCUUCAGCAGCCGAAGAGGUCUCCCUUCUGUACACAAGGCCAUGUGUGCCCUGUCCCAGGACAGUCUGCAAAGAGUAGAAGAUGCCUUGUAUGCAAAUGUUGAUUUCUUUAAGCUAUUUCGGCUGCUUCCCACUGUGUUGGACAGAAACUCACCAGGUGCUGACCUGAAGGCCUGGGGGAGGGUGCUGUCUAAUGUCUCCCAAGCAGUGCAAAAGCUGGCCAGGAAGCCAAGCGUUCAGGACCUUUUGAGGGUUCUGCAACCAUUUGUACAAGAUGGAAUGCCAGAAUCCUUAGGCCACUUGGUGAGUUCCCUGUCGGAUCUUUUCUGUGGCUACCCAGAAGGAGGUGGAUCCAGAGUGCUUUCCUUCAACUGGUAUGAAGAUAACAACUACAAAGCUUUCCUGGGGAUUGACUCAACAAGGAAGAAAUCUGGUUAUCUUUAUGAUAAUGCAACCACACCAUUUUGUAAUGCAUUGAUCCAGAACUUGGAAUCAAACCCUUUAACCAAAAUAGCCUGGACUGCUGUGAAGCCCCUGCUGAUGGGAAAAAUCCUUUUUGCUCCUGAUUCACCUUCUGUACGGGAAAUCAUAAAAAAUGCAAACUCCACUUUUGAGGAACUUGAACGCCUCCAACUGUUGACCAAAGCUUGGGAGGAAGUAGGACCUCAGCUGUGGUACUUCUUUCAAAACAGCCUGCAAAUGAAUAUGAUCCGUGACUCUCUGAAGCACCCGACAGUGAGGGACUUCCUGAACAGCCAGAUGGGUGCGGAAGGCUUCACCGCGGAACAUAUAAUCAACUUUCUCCAUAAUGGAUCUUCAAGGAACCGGGAGAAGGGAAUGGUGGACUUUGACUGGCGGAACAUCUUCAGUGCUGUAGACCAAGUUCUGCAUUUGCUCAGUCAGUAUUUGGAGUGUUUGACCUUGGAUAAAUUCGAAGGUUAUCAUGAUGAAACUCAACUGACUCGUCAAGCCCUUUAUCUUCUGGAGGAAAACAAAUUAUGGGCUGCUGUGGUUUUUCCAGACUUAGAACCUACAGCCAGCAAUCUCCCACCACACGUGACAUACAAGAUCCGAAUGGACAUAGACUCAGUGGAGAAAACAAACAAAAUCAAAGACAGGUACUGGGAUCCUGGUCCAAGAGCUGAUCCUGUGGAUGAUUUACGUUAUAUCUGGGGAGGCUUUGCAUAUCUCCAGGACAUGAUUGAGCAUGGGAUUAUAAAGACCCAGACCAGCGCUGAAGUUCCAUUGGGAAUUUAUCUGCAACAAAUGCCAUAUCCAUGUUUUGUGGAUGAUGUCUUCAUGAUCACGUUAAACCGCGCCUUUCCCAUCUUCAUGGUGCUAGCUUGGAUAUAUUCAGUCUCCAUGACUGUGAAGAGUAUAGUGCUGGAGAAGGAAAUGCGCCUGAAAGAGGCUAUGAAGAACAGGGGCAUGACCAACGGCGUGAUUUGGUGCACUUGGUUCCUAGACAGCUUUUCCAUGAUGGCUGUGAGCACAUGCCUCCUCACAGCUCUGAUUAUGUAUGGACAAGUGCUGCAUUAUAGCAAUCCACUUCUCUUCUUUCUAUUCCUACUGACAUUCACCACAGCCACCAUAAUGCAGUGUUUCUUGUUCAGCACCUUCUUUUCCAAAGCAAAUCUGGCAGCUGCCUGCAGUGGAGUCAUCUACUUCACCUUGUACCUGCCCCACAUCAUCUGCUUUGUCUGGCAAGACCGUCUGACUAUUAAUCUGAAGAUCCUAGCAAGUUUUCUUUCUCAAGUAGCCUUUGGGUUUGGUACAGAAUACUUGUCACGCUAUGAAGAACAAGGUCUUGGCCUACAGUGGGGUAACAUCAGAACCAGUCCCUUGGAAGGAGAUGAAUAUAGUUUCCUUUUUUCCAUUAACAUGAUGCUUUUUGAUGCUUUUCUCUAUGGAAUACUUGCCUGGUAUCUCGAUAAUGUUUUUCCAGGGGACUAUGGGUUACCACAGCCUUGGUAUUUCCCUGUGCUGGAAUCCUAUUGGCUUGGCUCCAGAAGCCCAGAAGCUGAGAAAACAGCAACUGCUGAUGCAGGUAAUUUAAAUACCUUCUUUGAGCCUGAGCCAACGGGACUGAUUCCAGGAGUAUGCAUUCAGAACCUGGUGAAGAUUUUUGUGAACAGGCCCAAACCAGCAGUAGAUGGGAUAAAUAUUACUUUUUAUGAAGGUCAGAUCACAGCCUUCCUUGGUCACAAUGGAGCAGGAAAGACAACUACCAUGUCGAUACUGACAGGCCUCUUCCCACCCACAUCUGGAACUGUGCUGGUUGGUGGCCUGGACAUCCAAACUCACAUGGACUCCAUUCGGCACAGAUUAGGGAUGUGCCCUCAGCACAACAUCUUAUUCAAUCACCUUACUGUAGCAGAGCACAUCUUGUUUUAUUCUCAACUGAAAGGAAGAUCCAGGGAAGAAGCUGAGCAAGAGCUGGAAACAAUGCUGGAAGACAUGGGUCUCACCCAUAAAAGAAAUGAAGAAGCUCAGAAUUUGUCAGGUGGAAUGCAAAGGAAACUGUCUGUUGCCAUUGCUUUUGUGGGUGAAGCAAAAGUGGUAGUCUUGGAUGAACCCACUUCUGGAGUUGAUCCAUAUUCCAGGCGAUCUAUCUGGGAUCUUCUGCUGAAAUAUCGCCCAGGCAGAACUAUUAUCCUAUCAACCCAUCAUAUGGAUGAGGCAGACAUCCUUGGAGACAGAGUAGCCAUCAUAUCCCAAGGGAAACUCUUCUGCUCGGGCUCUCCUGUAUUCCUAAAGAACUGUUUUGGCUCUGGCUUUUAUCUCACCCUUGUUCGCAAGAUGAGAACUACAAAAAUGGGAAGGGCUACAUCAUUUUGUAGCUGUGGAUCUCAGUGCUCCUGCUCCUGCUCCAGCUGUGUGCACAGGGGUGAAGAAGGAGCUCCAGAGCUGGAACUGGAUGGAGAUCUAAAUGAGCUAGCAGAAGUAAUCCACCAUCAUAUCCCAGAAGCAAAAUUGAUUGAAAGCAUUGGUCAGGAACUCAUUUAUCUUUUGCCCAAUAAAAACUUUAAACAGCGAUCUUAUGCCAGUCUCUUCAGAGAACUGGAGGAAACAUUGGAUGACUUGGGACUCAGCAGUUUUGGAGUUUCAGACACUCCACUUGAAGAGGUUUUCCUAAAGGUCACAGCAGAAGCUGACCCUGAAAUGCAAAAAACAGGAGAUACUCAAGAAAAUGGUUCUGCUCUUGACAAAACUCCUAUUGAGAACAAACCAGCUGAACAAACCACCCUGAAAACUAAUGACAUUUCUCGAAUGCCAGUAGGCAGAGCAGGAGAUCAAAAUGAAGGCAAAGGGUCCCGACAGUAUAAAGGCUUUCAGCUUGUACAUCAGCAGAUCAAAGCACUGCUCAUCAAACGCUUCCACCACGCCUCCCGCAGCUACAAGGACUUCCUAGCACAGGUUGUUCUUCCUGCUAGUUUUGUGUUGCUGUCUCUAGUACUUACAGUCAUUAUUCCUCCAUUUGGAGAAUAUCCUGCCUUAACAUUACAUCCUUGGAUCUAUGGACAACAGUUUACUUUCUUCAGCAAUGAACGUCCUGGCAAUGAGCAUAUGGUCUCCCUUACUCAUGCUUUCUUGAAUAAACCAGGAUUUGGAAUUCGCUGCAUGAAGAAUCAGCCUCUUUUGAGCUUCCCAUGCAAUCAUAUGCCAACUGCCUGGAACACUCCUGCUGUUCAUCCUAACCUAAGCAGCCUCCUGGGGAGCCAGGAGUGGAGCCCUGAGAAUCCAUCACCUUCCUGCAAGUGCAGCACUCACAAGAAACUCACUAUGCUGCCAGAUUGCCCUGCUGGUGCAGGAGGCCUCCCACCACCACAGAGAGUGCAACGCAGCACAGAAAUUCUUCAAGACCUGACCCACAGAAACAUUUCAGAUUUUCUGGUGAAAACAUAUCCCACUUUGAUAAAAGGAAGCUUGAAGAGUAAAUACUGGGUCAAUGAGCAGAGAUAUGGAGGAAUUUCUAUAGGAGGAAGGCUUCCAGUCCUUCAUGUUUCUGGAGAUCAAAUUGUCAAUUUUUUCAGUGAUCUUGGCCGAAUGAUGAAUGUGACAGGAGGGCAAGCUUCACUGGCUGCUGCUAAAGAAAUCCCUGAUUUCCUUAAAUACAUGGAAACUGAAGAUAAUAUUAAGGUGUGGUUUAACAAUAAAGGCUGGCAUGCUAUAGUUAGUUUCCUCAAUGUAGCCAAUAAUGCAAUCCUCAGAGCUAAUCUGAGGACUGGCCAAGACCCUGAGGAACAUGGGAUCACUGCUAUAAACCAUCCUCUGAACCUCACCAAGGAGCAACUCUCUGAAGUCACUGUACUGACCACUUCAGUGGAUGCUGUUGUUGCCAUCUGUGUGAUUUUUGCCAUGUCCUUUAUCCCAGCCAGUUUUGUUUUAUACCUGAUCCAAGAACGUGUAACAAAAGCCAAACAUCUCCAGUUUGUCAGUGGUGUGAGCCCUGUUACCUAUUGGCUAACUAACUUCAUGUGGGACAUAGUGAAUUAUGCACUGAGUGCUGGGAUGGUUGUGGCUAUUUUUGUUGGAUUCAACAAGAAAGCAUACGCCUCCCCCACCAAUCUCCCUGUGCUCGUUGCCUUGCUGCUCCUGUAUGGAUGGGCAGUAAUUCCCAUGAUGUACCCUGCUUCUUCUUUCUUCAGUGUCCCCAGCACUGCUUAUGUUGCGUUGUCUUGUAUUAAUCUCUUUGUGGGAAUCAACAGCAGUGCCAUUACAUUCAUCCUGGAAUUAUUUGAAAAUAAGUCUUUGCUGAAAUUUAAUAAAACAUUGAAAAAUGUGCUGCUUGUCCUGCCACAUUUUUGCUUAGGCCGUGGACUCAUCGACUUGGCCAUGAACCAAGCUGUGACUGAAGUAUAUGCGAGGUUUGGUGAGGAGCAUGUUUCUGAUCCCUUUCAGUGGAACUUCGUUGGAAAGAACCUAGUUGCCAUGGCUCUUCAAGGAGUUGUGUUCUUCUUUCUGAAUCUCUUUAUGCAGCACCGUUUGUGCUCCACAAGAUGGUUUGCUGAGACUGACAUGUCACCUAUUAUUAAUGAAGAUGAAGAUGUUGCAGAAGAAAGAAAAAGAAUUAUGAAUGGAGGAAACAAAACAGAUAUCUUACAAUUACAAGAACUGACCAAGAUUUAUGCAGGUCGACACAAGCCUGCAGUGGACAGACUCUGUGUUGGCAUCCGUCCCGGAGAGUGCUUUGGCCUUUUGGGAGUGAAUGGCGCUGGCAAAACAACAACAUUCAAAAUGCUGACUGGAGAUACUGAUGUGACAUCUGGAGAUGCUGUAGUGGCUGGCAAUAGUAUAUUGACCCACAUUUCUAAUGUCCAUCAAAACAUGGGAUACUGCCCUCAGUUUGAUGCCAUUGAUGACCUGCUCACGGGACGAGAACACCUCUAUUUGUAUGCACGCUUGCGGGGGGUUCCAGCAGAAGAAAUCAAGAGGGUUGCUGAAUGGGGCAUCCAGAAGCUGGGACUUCCUAUGUACGCAGACCAGCUGGCAGGGACCUACAGUGGUGGCAACAAGCGCAAGCUCUCCACUGCCAUUGCCUUGAUAGGCUGCCCACCACUCAUCUUGCUGGAUGAACCGACUACUGGGAUGGACCCUCAGUCCCGGCGCCUCCUGUGGGACUCUAUCGUUGGUGUGCUCAGAGAUGGGCGAGCGGUGGUUCUAACCUCACACAGCAUGGAAGAAUGUGAAGCCCUCUGUACUCGUUUAGCCAUCAUGGUACAAGGUACCUUCAAAUGCCUAGGCACAAUUCAGGAGCUGAAAUACAAGUUUGGAGAUGGCUACAUUGUCACUCUGAAAAUCAAAGCUCCAAAGUCUGGGCUGCCUCCAGAUCCUGCUCCUGCUGAGAAAUUCAUACGCAUCAACUUCCCAGGGAGUUUACAGCGAGAGAAACACUACAACAUGCUGCAGUAUCAGAUUUGUUCUUCCUCUCUGGCUAAGAUUUUUCGAUUAAUAAUCUCCAAUAAGGAAAAUUUGCAUAUUGAAGAAUAUUCUGUGUCUCAAACAACAUUAGAUCAGGUUUUUGUGAACUUUGCUAAACAGCAGAUGGAGGAUGAGGAAAUGCCUUUGCAUCCGCGUGCAGCUGGAGCCAGCCGAGAAGCCAGGGUGUCCCCAGUUGCAGUCGCAUAGACUGCUCCUGCAGCCUCCAGGCUUCGUGUUUGCACGGUGCAAACAGGUGCCAUACCAGAGCAGAGCAAGGGUAAAACAAAGGUUCGCACACUCAGUAUUACGCUGAUUGUUUUGCACCUUUCUGAGCACUGUGCUCUCAACAACAGCCCUAGCAACAGCCAACUUCUACUGCUCUACCAGUAACACUACAUGCUAACACUGUCAAAGGAAAGGCAGGUCCUUGCUAUAGAAUGAAAUCUUCCUCUAACAUAAAGUCCAUUAUAAGAUACAAGAAAUCUCAUUCCUCCUUGUUGACAUAUAAAUAACAUCAAAGAUGGACUCUCUUUCUGGUACUUUCAGGCUGGCGGGUUUUUCUUGUUUAACCCUUAUGUCCACUGCUACAAGUCAGCAGACAGGUCCCAAGGCUGAGAGCAUUGCCCAGCUUAGAAGCACAUUCCUGUCAUGCCGAGUGCACGGGACUAUCAAGGUCAGAACAGUGCUGGCUGAUGGGGCUGGUCCUGGGGGAUUGCUUCACU